This is a messenger RNA of Oncorhynchus masou masou (cherry salmon), 5218 nucleotides long. RefSeq names its product toll-interleukin 1 receptor (TIR) domain containing adaptor protein (gene tirap). Gene Ontology annotation, biological process: regulation of stress-activated MAPK cascade; positive regulation of canonical NF-kappaB signal transduction; positive regulation of tumor necrosis factor production. The transcript has 3 exons. The record is from RefSeq and is a predicted model, not a curated record. Gene Ontology annotation, molecular function: Toll-like receptor 2 binding; Toll-like receptor 4 binding. Bases 1652 to 2335 code for a protein of 227 amino acids. NCBI's taxonomy places the organism in Eukaryota, Metazoa, Chordata, Actinopteri, Salmoniformes, Salmonidae. Gene Ontology annotation, cellular component: cytoplasm; plasma membrane.
CCGAGGUUUCCCCACGUUCCCAGCAUAAGGCGCUAGUAGAUUCAGGCGCAGUUGGGAACUUUAUCGACCGUUCCUUUGCUAUGAGAUUAGGGAUCCCUAUUGUGUCUGAUGUUCCCUUCCCUAUACAUGCCUUAGACAGUCGUCCUUUGGGGUCGGAGCUAAUUAGGGAGGUCACAGCUCCGCUCACUAUGAUAACGUCGGAGAGUCAUAGGGAGCGAAUUAGUCUCUUCCUAAUCGACUCUCCUGCGUUCCCUGUUGUUGGCUUCGCAUGAUCCCACUAUUUCGUGGCAACAGAGGGCUUUCAAGGGAUUGUCCCGUCAGUGCUCAGGGAGGUGUGUAGAUGUUUCCUUAGGUGCCACUACGGUGGAAAGUCCAAACCAGGUCUCCACCAUGCACAUUCCCCCCGAAUACACACUUAGUUUUGUGAUGACAUGGAGAGCAAGAAAAUACCCCCACCCUCGAGUGGGGUGUUUCGCUUCCUCUUUCAUCUGUAAAUGAGCUAUGUCCAAUGCAAAACACAAAUCUUGUUGCAUUUCAGAUGGUUCUAUGGUACUACAAUUACUGCUAUGGGAUCAACUCACAUACAAUACUGACAUGUAGGCCCAUCCCUAGCCAAAGAAAGUUCCUCCCCUUUUCUUUGCUCCAAAAUUAAAGCUUACAGUAUUUUUGUCCUCUUGGACAAGGUGCUAAAUCCAUCUUUCUGAUGAAGUGUCUGUCAUUUAUUAAAGGCUUAGGCCAUUUUAGAGUUAUUUUACCAAUCACACAUGGAAACGUACAUUGUUUUGUAAUUUUCUCACUUUUCAAAAGUAGGUUUUGUCAUAUUAUGCACUUAGUGGUGUGUCAAUCUCCUUGAAAGACUGACAUUUGGUUGAAAGACGGAUGUUCUUAACCACUAAAAGGACACACUGACUACAACACUUUUGCUGAUGAAAGGUUUUGGUCUGUAUUCAUACUUCCUUCAAAUAACAUAGGCUAUCACUAUGGCGUGUGGUGUUGAGAAAUAAAUACAGUAGCCUACAUGUAUAGCUGUUUAAUGGUCUGUCAUGCAUCACACGUUGUGCCACAGCUUGUUUGUGAAAGUUGUGGCUAAAAGGGUAACUGCAUGACUUCCUUCCUGUUGCGUACAUAGUUCCCUAAAAUAUUUGAUUACCUACUGAAUGAUUUGAUUCUAACCCAGACAAGAAUAAUGAAUCUGCAGUUGGACGGAUGGACGAUCAAGUAGCCUACGUUAGAAAACACGCUACAGUUGGAUUAUUUUUAGUCUGUGGAGGUAUAGGCUAGACCUCUCCUGCCCUAUGGACAAAACAUGUAUCUAUAUUGCAAUUUAUUGAGACAUUGUUCCUUGUGGGUAUCAAGACAUUUAGACAAACAGUGAGCUGCAGCUGCUACAGAUUCAGCUUCCUCUUUUUCUGCUGGGAGUAUCAGGGAACCCUUUGGUGUGUUUUAUGACAUUUUUUGUAGUUAAUGUAUAACUUUUCUUUUUUGCUUCAAUAAAUGAGAAUUAAUGUGUUGUGAUCAGCUCUGUUAAGUGCUUAGUGUGUAUACAGAGCAGCACAUCUAUUAAAAGAAAUCAAAUGCGAAGGAUAUUACAGUACAGUUUUUCUUAUUGGAGGUACAACAUUGCAAUAGUCUGGAGAAUGAUGACAAGAGCAUGUACGGUUGGUUCCGUCGACUCUUAGUGAAAAAAGAGUCUCCACAGAGCAGCUCCUCUCCACAUGUACAGGUCAGGACUCCAUCCCCUUCUGUCGAUGGUGCCUCAUUGGUUCCCACCUCCACUCCUAACCCACCACCACCUUUUCUGAGCUCUACGAUUCGUUGGAGCCAGACCUACGACUUGUGUGUGUGCCAUAGCCCUGUGGACAUCGAAGAAGCCAUCCGUCUGGCCACUUACCUGGAGAAACCGGCAUGUGGCCUGCGCUGUUUCCUGCGGCAACGUGACGCCACCGUGGGGGGUGCCAUCCCCACCGAGCUAUGCCAGGCUGUGCAGAGCAGCCAUUGCUGGGCCCUUCUGAUCACCCCCAACUUCCUGCUGGAUGACUGGUGCCAGUACAUGAUGCACCAGGCACUUUCUGAGGGGCCCAUGUCCAACCGGAUCAUUCCCCUGGUCCUCAACCUGUCUUACACUCAGUACCCAAAGGAGCUACGCUUUUACUACUACAAAGACCUGAGCAAGAACCCAGAGCGAGGCUACACACAGGUGUACAAGACAGUGCUGAAGUACUUGGAGGACAUGGAUGAAAAAGAUGCUGCUAAAGUUGAUUGCAACAUGCACAGUACUAGCAAUAGAUUGGAAGGGGCAUCCUGUUUUCCAAGGACAAAACUAUCAGAAUUCUGAGCCUCUGCUUUCACUUCAGGAGAUUGAGAGGACAGAGGCUGCAGAUUCCUAGGACUAUUGUACAUCACACACUGGAGGCUGCUGAGGUGAGAACAGCUCAUAAUAAUGGAUGGAAUGGAGCAAAUGUAAUGGCAUCAAACCCCUGGAAACCAUGUGGUUGAUGUAUUUGAUACCAUUCAUUACCACAAGCUCGUUCUCCCCAAUUAAGGUACCACCAUCCUCCUGUGAAAUCACACGAUAGCUAGAAUAAAGAAGGGUCUGACUGACUUAGGGAAAUCCCCUUACAAAAACAAUCAACUGGGCACAUACUGGUUGAAUCAACACUGUUUCUACAUAAUUUCAAUAAAAUAAAAGAAUGUUGAACCAACGUAUAAUAGACGUUGAAUUGAGGUCUUUGACCAGUGUGACUGCACUGGUUGACUGAUCUGACAUGACCACAAUUAACUUAUUUUUUUAUAUCGAGUUUCUUAUCGUAAAUAUUAAUACAUCUAAUCCAUUUUGUUGUGUGCAGACUUGCGAUCUCAAUGUACACUGAUUCUCACAUGGUGCUCAAAAGCCAGAGUUAUGUGCAAUAGAAACCUACUUGGACUGGGUUUUCAGUGGAAUAAUAUGUAAUCCAACAUGGGAGAGUGAUGCAAGAUAGUAGCGCAGAACAUCCCUUUGGUACAAAUGAUGUUGCUCUGAUAUGUCAUAACCAAUGAUGUGUAUUAACCCUGGAUGACAGAACAGGGGGCGCUGUAUUGAAGCCACCGGGCAACCAUAUUGGUACUUCUCCUCAAGCGUAAAAAUAUUUUGGAAGCUAUAAAAAAUGUAUUUAUUAACGUCUACAUUUUUUUUAUAUGAUUAUUCUAUUACAGACACCUUAAUGCAUACUUUAAAAUUACAUUAUGUGAGCUAAAUUAAAAACUAUACAAACAUUUUCCUUCAAGUGUUUUUUUAGAGAGUACUGUUACUGUCCCCAAUACUUUAUUUAAAGGGGGAGAUCAAGCGGAUCCUAACUUAUAAGCCUAUUUCUAUUUUGCCCUGUUUAUCAAGUGUUGGAAAGACUUGUCAACAAUCAACUGACUGGCUUUCUUGAUGUUUAUAGUAUUCUCUCUGGAAUGCAAUCUGGUUUCCGCUCAAGUUAUGAAUGUGUCACUGCAACCUUAAAGGUCCUCAAUGACGUCACCAUUGCCCUUGAUUCUAAGCAAUGUUGAGCUGCUAUUUUUAUUGACUUGGCCAAAGCUUUUGAUACAGUGGGCUGGCUAAGGAAUAUUGGUGUCUCUGAGGGGUCUUUGGUCUGGUUUGCUAACUAUACACUGCACUCUUUGAGAGGGGUAAAGUCAGAACAUCUGCUGUCUCAGCCACUGGCUGUCAGCAAGAGAGUACCCCAAGGCUUGAGCCUAGGCCCCACUCUCUUCUCAAAUAACAUCAACAACAUAGCUCAGGCAGAAGGAAGCUCUCAUCCAUUUAUAUGCAAAUGAUAGUCUUAUACUCAGCUGGACCCUCCCCGGAUUUUGUGAUAAACGCUCUACAACAAAGCUUUCUUAGUGUACAACAAGCUCUCUGCCCUUAACCUUGUUCUGAACACCUCCAAAACAAAGGUAAUUUGGUUUGGUAAGAAGAAUGUCCCUCUCCCCACAGGUGUGAUUACUACCUCUGAGCGUUUAGAGUUUGAGGUAGUCACUUAAUACAAGUACUUGGGAAUAUGGCUAGACAGUACACUGUCCUUCUCUCAGCACAUAAUAAAGCUGCAGGCUAUAGUUAAAUCUAGACGUGGUUUCCUCUAUCGUAAAUUGCUCCUCUUUUCCCCCCAGCUGCCAAACUAACCCUGAUUCAGAUAACCAUCCUACCCAUGCUAGAUUACAAAGAUGUAAUUUAUAGAUUGGCAGGUAAGGGUGGUCUCGAGUGGGUAGAUAUCCUUUACCAUUCGGACAUCAGAUUUGCUACCAAUGCUCUUUAUAGGACACAUCAUUGCACUCUAUACUCCUCUGUAAAGUGGUCGUCUCUGUACACCUGUCGCAAGACCCACUGAUUGAUGCUUAUUUCUAAAACCCCCUUAGGCCUCACUCCCCCAUAUCUGAGAUAUCUACUGCAGCCCUCAUCCUCCACAUACAACACCCGUUCUGCCAGACACAUUCUGUUAAAGGUCCCCAAAGCACACAUCCCUGGGUCGCUCGUCUUUUCAGUUCGCUGCAGUUAGCGACUUGAACAAGCUGCAACACACUCAAACUGGACAGUUUUAUCUCCAUCUCUUCAUUCAAAGACUCAAUCAUGGACACUCUUACUGACAAUUGUGGCUGCUUUGCGUGAUGUAUUGUCUCUACCUUCUUGCCCUUUGUGCUGUUGUCUGUGCCCAAUAAUGUUUGUACCAUGUUUUGUGCUGCUACCAUGUGUUGCUACCCUGCUGUGUUAUGUUUUGCUGCCUUUCCAAGUUGUCUUUGGUCUCUAUCUAGGGUUGUGGCAUCACUCUUGUCAUUUGUGUUCUGUCCAAUUUUUUUUUUUGUAAUUUUCUUAGCCCCCGUCCCUGCAGGAGGCCUUUUGGUAGGUUGUCAUUGUAAGUAAGAAUUUGGUCUUUACUGACUUGCCUAGAUUAAAGGUUCAAUAAAAUACAUUUUAAAAAUCAACAAAAAAUACUUAUACAAUUUUGUCAAAUACAUAACAUUUAGUUGAAAUACUGUGGAGGACUGCUCCUACGAGGAAGUUCCAAUAUGGCCGACCGGUGGCUUCAAAGCCUCUCAAUGGCCAAUGCAUAGCAGAUAGAAAUCCAGGGUUUAUAUAAGUCAUUGGUCAUAACAAGGAUGAAUAAUCAGCUUUCCUACCUUAAAGGGGAAGUUUACCCAUUUUUACAUGUGGCCUUAUCUUCACUCUUUCUGUGCUUCAGUUGAUCGCCCAAACUGUUUC